GCGGCGCUCAACUAUAAAUAAAUAAUGUGCGCAAUGUUGGAUAUGUACACAUUACAUUUCAGUUGUCGGUCAAAUAUAGUCGAAAUUUAGUUGUCGUGUAAGGAUUUUCACGCGUAUAAAAUGAUAAUCACCAAAAUUAAUAUAGUUGUCCUUUUGGGGCUUCUGACAAUUUGCCAUUCAGCGCCAGUUCCUACAUUCGGUGGUGGUGGAAAAGAACACGUUCACAUUAGAAUUCAUUUGAUUCAACCUCAUGAAGAAGAAUCCCAUCAAUAUCAUGUAACACAUUCUGGAGGACAUGAUGAACAUGACGGUCAUGGUCAUGGCGGAGGUGAUAUAGGCGGUGGCCAUGGAUUCGGCGGUGGUGAUAUUGGUGGUGGUCAUGGAGGCGGUGGUCAUGGAGGCGGUGGUCAUGGAGGCGGGGAUCAUGGAUUUGGCGGUGGUGAUUUUGGGAGUGGCCAUGGAGGUGAUGAUCAUGGAUUUGGCGGUGGACAUGGAGGCGGUGAUAUUGGCGGUGGUCAUGGAAUAGUUCAUUCUUCAGAACAUGUUCAUCACGAAUCAGGUGGCGGUCAUGGAGGUGGUCAUGGAGGUGGUGAUAUUGGUGGUCAUGGAUUUGGCGGAGGUGAUAUUGGCGGCGGUCAUUCCGGUCAUGGAGGUGGCGAUAUUGGUGGUCAUGGAUUUGGCGGAGGAGAUUUUGGCGGUGGUCAUUCCGGUCAUGGAGGUGCCGAUAUUGGUGGUGGCCAUGGAUUCGGCGGUGGUGACAUUGGCGGUGGCCAUGGAUUUGGCGGUGGUGAUAUUGGCGGUGGCCAUGGAUUCGGCGGUGGUCAUGGAUUUGGAGGUGGUGAUAUUGGCGGUGGCCAUGGAUUUGGUGGUGGCCAUGGAUUUGGCGGUGGCGACAUUGGCGGUGGUCAUGGAUUCGGCGGUGGCGACAUUGGCGGUGGCCAUGGAUUCGGCGGCGGUGAUAUUGGCGGUGGCCAUGGGCAUUCUGGUGGUGGAAUUGAACACCUAUCAAGCGGAUUUUCUAGUGGAUUUGGAGGAGAUUACGGCAGUAGUGGAGGCGGUCAUGGAGGUGGUCAUGGAGGUUGGCAAGUCUCAUCAGGAUCGCAUGGUGGAGAAUCUUAUCAAGGAGUUGACAGUUAUAGUCCCAUUCCAUCUGGUCACGGCGGAGGCCCGUAUCCAUAUUAA
Molecule: messenger RNA, 1182 nt
Organism: Clunio marinus
Lineage: Eukaryota; Metazoa; Arthropoda; Insecta; Diptera; Chironomidae
Source: the annotation of a GenBank genome assembly